CUCUCCCUCUCUCCUCUGUGUGUGUCUGUGAGAGUGCUUUGUAUUCUUCUUCCGGGCAAGAAGUGGGAACGCGUCAACUUCCUCAGUUGCUUGCCAGUCUAUAAUACCUUCACAUUGGUUCAUACUAUGUCUGCCUAAAAUUCACUUUUCCUCAUAUAUAUAUAUAUAUAUAUAGAGAGAGAGAGAGAGAGAACUCUGAUAUUACACACUCUGCAACAACGACAACCACCACCUCAACCUCAAAGCCAUGGCUUGGCCUCCUUUUACUUCUACGACUUUAUGGGUACUGUGCGUUUUGUUUUUGGGUUUGGGUUCCCGGAUCUGUUAUGGGUUCGGGCCCACGUUCGGUUUUGACAUUCACCACCGAUUCUCCGAUCCAGUUAAUGGAAUUCUCAGCGUCGAUGACCUCCCGGUGAAGGGAAGCGUGGACUACUACGUCUCCAUGGCCCACCGUGACCGCUUAAUUCGCGCCCGUCACCUCGCUGCCAUCGACGGCCAGUCCUUGCCGCUCACUUUUGCCAAUGGAAACGACACGGUUUUGAUCAGUUCUUUGGGAUUUUUGCAUUAUGCCAAUGUAUCUGUAGGGACACCAAGUAUGUCAUUUCUUGUGGCAUUAGACACUGGUAGUGAUUUGUUCUGGCUACCAUGCGAUUGUAAGAAAGACAGUUGCAUUGAUGGCUUGAAGUCAUCAUCAUCUGGAAAGGAAAUAAAACUAAACAUCUACAGCCCUAAUACUUCAUCAACAAGCAAAAAGGUUUCCUGCGACAGCACCUUUUGCGAACAAAGGCCAUGCUCAUCAGCAAAUAGUAACUGUGCUUAUGAAGUUGCAUAUCUUUCUAGUAACACCUCAUCCAUGGGGGUCUUGGUAGAGGAUGUUUUGCACUUAGUUACAGAUGAUGAUCAACCAAAAGUUGUUAAUGCUCAGAUUACUUUUGGUUGUGGUCAAAUUCAGACUGGCACUUUUUUGUCGGGUGCAGCACCAAAUGGUCUGUUCGGGCUUGGCAUGGAAGACAUAUCUGUUCCAAGCGUCUUAGCAAGAAAUGGGCUAGCUUCAAAUUCUUUUUCUAUGUGUUUUGGAGAUGAUGGGAUUGGGAAGAUCAAUUUUGGAAAUAAUGGCAGCUCAGAGCAAAGAGAAACUCCAUUCAGUGUUAGGCAAUCGCACCCAACUUAUAACAUCAGCAUCACUCGAAUAACUGUGGGAACCAGUGCUUCUGAGCUUGAGUUCAGUGCCAUAUUCGACUCUGGUACAUCAUUCACACUCCUGAGUGACCCUGCUUAUACUUUUAUUUCAGAGAGUUUCAAUUCCCAAGUCCAAGAAAAGCGGCAUUCACCUGAUUCUGAGAUCCCCUUUGAAUAUUGUUAUGAACUAAGCGCAAAUCAAAAGAACUAUACAAUUCCUGAUAUGAAUCUGACAAUGAAAGGUGGAGACCAAUAUUUUCUCAAUGAUCCAACUGCAGUGGUCCAAACUCCAAAUGGUGGAUAUUUGUAUUGUCUGGCUCUUCUCAAAAGUGAAAAUAUAAACAUCAUUGGACAAAACUUCAUGGUUGGUUAUCACCUAGUUUUUGAUCGUGAGAAGAUGGUAUUGGGUUGGAAGGACUCAAACUGCUACAAUGCUGAGAAUUCGAACAUUCUGCCUACCACACCAUCACACUCUCCUGCUGUUUCCCCUGCUCUUGCCGUCAACCCGGAAGCCAAACAAAGCAGUGGUAACACUUCUCCUAUACCUGUGGCGAAUCAUUCACCCAAGUGGAAGUCCUUUACUUGCACACUCACGAUUCUUCUUGUUUCAUACUUAGCUAUUGUUUGAUCAUUCUUUUUAUAUGCUGAGGUUUUCUUGACCCCCCCAUACAGAACCCCAUUUGGAGGCAUUUUCUUUUCCUUUUGGCACACAAAAAGUAUUGGAAGCCUUGUUUGUUGGCUUCCUGUUUUUGGUGUUUAGUGGCAUUAAUUUGAACAUUGGAUUAUACGUAAUAUAAUUUUUUUUUGUUAUUAUUAUUAUAGGCAGAAACAGUUGUUAAUUUCUGAGU
Juglans regia (Persian walnut) is the source of this 2027-nucleotide messenger RNA. RefSeq names its product aspartyl protease family protein 1-like. Lineage: Eukaryota; Viridiplantae; Streptophyta; Magnoliopsida; Fagales; Juglandaceae. Gene Ontology annotation, biological process: proteolysis. Gene Ontology annotation, molecular function: aspartic-type endopeptidase activity. Bases 248 to 1807 code for a protein of 519 amino acids. The record is from RefSeq and is a predicted model, not a curated record. The transcript is spliced from 10 exons.